AUGGCGUCUUCUCAGGACGCUUGGUAUCUCUCGUUGCUCGGUCUCGCCGAGAAUUUCCGCACGUCGAGCCCGCCCAACAUCAAGUCGUGCAUCCAGUGUCUGCAGGCGGUUUUCCAUUUCAAGCCACCGCCGCGCGUCGAGGCGCGCACCCACCUUCAGCUAGGCAACAUCUUGCUUACGCACACGAAAAACAUCGAUUUGGCGCGAUACCACCUAGAUCAAGCGUGGCGUCUGAGUCAGAAUAUAAAUACGUUCGACGACGUGAAGUUCGAGGCGGCCAGCGUCGUCGCGGAGCUGUACGAACAGCAACAGCAGCCGAACUUGAGUAAACCGAUUUUGAGGAAGGCGAUAGAACUAUCUCAGCACAAUGUUUACUGGCACUGCAGGCUCAUCUUUCAACUUGCGCAAAUUCACGCUUCGGAGAAGGACUUUGUCGCGGCGAGCAGUUUGCUCGCAGUGGGCGUUGACUAUUCUCACAUAAGUAACGCCUGUUACACCAAAGUUCUCUUUCUCCUAAGUCGGUGUAUGUUGCUGCUAAUUGACAAGAAGUUCACUGAAGUUCAUCCCCUUCUAAAUUCAGCGAACCAUCAUAUAGAGAAUUGGCAAGGCAACUCAUAUCAAAAGGAUUAUUUGAAGGUGUAUUUUCUAGUUCUUCAAGUGUGUCACUAUCUUAUGGCAGGCCAGGUGAAAAGUGUGAAACCUUGUUUGAAACAAUUGCAACAAAGUAUACAAACUAUAAUGUCGCCUAGCUGGCCAGCUGAUGAUGUGGUCACAGGCUCCAAUAUCGGAGACAUGUUUAUAUGGAUGCCAAAGGACCAUCUGUAUGUCUUGGUCUAUUUAGUAACCGUCAUGCAUUCUAUGCAAGCUGGAUACAUGGAUAAGGCACAGAAAUAUACUGAUAAAGCGCUUAGUCAAAUUGAAAAACUGAAAAUUAUUGAUAAUAAACCUAUCUUGUCUGUAUUUCAAUUAAUGCUCUUGGAGCAUAUAAUCAUGUGCCGGCUUGUAAUGGGAAACAAAAGCGUAGCUCUUACAGAAAUUUCUCAAGCUUGCCAACUCUGCAGGCGACAGCCUAGGUUACUUCAAGGCCAUAGACCACAAUUACAUGUAUUACUAGGUUUAUAUGCAAUGUCUAUGAAUUGUAUGGAAGCUGCAGAGGCUCAGUUCACUGCUGCACUCAGAAUGUCACAAGAGAGGGAACUAUGGACAUUUGCGAAUUUGAACCUAGCGAUAGUAUAUCUUAGAUCAAAGAAGGAGGCUGAGCUGGGAAUAUUACUAGAAAGGAUAAAUCCAGAAUCUCUACCAUCACAUUCUCAUUCUUUGAGGGCAGCUGCAUAUUAUGUACAAGGACUCCAAGCUUUCUUUGGUGCUAGAUACAAUGAAGCAAAGCGAUAUCUUAGAGAGACCUUAAAAAUGGCAAAUUCAGAAGACUUGAACAGGCUUACUUCCUGUAGUCUUGUACUUUUGGGACACAUAUUUCUCUCGUUGGGAAAUAGUAGAGAAUCAAUGAAUAUGGUCACACCUGCGAUGCAAUUAGCUUCUAAAAUACCUGAUGUACAUGUACAAUUGUGGGCUACUGCCAUUUUAAAAGAUUUAUAUAGAAUGUGUAAUGAACCUCCUCGCGAAACCGAAGCGUAUCAAAUGCAUUGCACGUUCUCUCAAACCCUCUUGAAGGACCAUUUUCAAAGUACUCAAAUGAGUGAGCACUCACUCAUUCAUUGGAUAGAUGGCCCGGUGCCUGCAUUGCCCACUAAUCCACCACCUUCUACGUCGCAAGCAAUACUCUAAUGAAAAUCGGAUUUAAUUGCGAACACGAUGGAAAUAUAGAAGGAUUAAUGGAUAUUUGAUAUAAUCCAGACUUUUUUAAUACGAGAGAUCUGCGAGAGUAUAUGGCAACUAUAGUUAUAGCAGAGCUUGAUAGCAAUUUAAUGCUGUAAUAUUGUUUAAAUCAUCGAAAUUGUACACGGCAGGGACUGACUAUAUGUAGACUAUUGAUGUUUUGUUUAUUUCAGUGUAUUGUAUUAAAGUGUUUUUUAUAUCGACUCAAGAAGAUAUAAUUGCUUCUUGUAAUACAGAGCAGACGUGUUUUUCUUUAAAAAUGUAUGAACCGUUCUGCUGCACAAUGCGUUUAGACAAGAUUUGUACUGCACAUAUAGGGGGAUAGAUGAAAAUACGGAAUAAACAUUUUUAUUUUUUUUUAAAGAAGCUUGUCGAUUCUACACUUCUGAUUGGUGCAAAUCUUUUAUUUUAUUCCGUUAUCUUUAACACAUACUGGAAUAAAUAAACAUUAAUAUUUUGCAAUUUUUAUAUUGCAAUUUUAUUAUACAGUCUCUACAAUUACAAUAUUAUACAGAAAUCUUGUUUGGAAAAACACAAUUAACCUUUAAAGCGUUAUUGUGGGGAGAUGGGGAACAAGUAUCAAAAUUUAGGUAUUACAUUUUGUAUAUACUGGAUUAUAUAAGAACAAUAUAAUAAGAAAGAUGAAAUAUGAAAUCUAAGUAAUUAACUCAGCAAGAUUUGACAAAUUCUCCAUGUGUCCAGUAUUAGUGGAAUAAUUUUACUGAUUUAUUUUUUAUCGUUGCCUUUUCUUUUUUUUAAUGACCAAAGUAAACAUUAAUAAUUUGGCUGUGGCACAACAGAACAUGUUCAUUAAGCAGUAUAAAAAAAUGAUGGGUAUUGAAUUUUGCAAGUCGGUUGAAAAAAAAGCAAAUUCUUUACCUAUUAUACAUAUGUACAAGAUGUUUCGGUAUAUAUACAUGUAUUUUUAUUAAGAUGAUAUAUGUAUGUAUUGUAUGAGUAUAUAAUAAAAAUGUAAUUGUUAUAUAUUAGUAUUAGUUACAGUAAUAAAUAAACAAAGAAAGGGGCCUUAGAACGUGGUAACUUAAACAGCAAAGAACUUGUGUAAAAUUCUUUACUUCAUUUAAAUUAUUCUGAAUAUAUUUUGUACAAAAGUACAGACAAACAUUAAAAUAGAGAAUAUAAUAAAGCAUAGGUUUGUACAAAUAUUUGUUUCCUUAAUAUAAAAAACGACAAUCUUCUAA
Molecule: messenger RNA, 3038 nt
Organism: Solenopsis invicta (red fire ant)
Lineage: Eukaryota; Metazoa; Arthropoda; Insecta; Hymenoptera; Formicidae
Gene: Mau2
Product: MAU2 chromatid cohesion factor homolog
Exons: 9
Coding region: 1-1785 (594 amino acids)
Biological process (GO): mitotic sister chromatid cohesion; maintenance of mitotic sister chromatid cohesion
Cellular component (GO): chromatin; SMC loading complex
Molecular function (GO): protein binding; double-stranded DNA binding
Source: RefSeq, a predicted model, not a curated record